AUGAUAUCAACUUUUAAUUGUAUUGCUCACUUUAAACGAAAAAAUGUUAAAGCCGCUGGAGUUGCCAUAUAUCAGAGCUCGAAUAUUUCUCAUGUUUCGACCAAUAAUAUAGAUCUUAUGGUACAAAAUUCUACAGAAAUUAACGUGAGUAAAGCACCUGUAGGUGACCUGUGUGCUUCUCAAAUUGUUAUGGAUGACGGAAAAGAAUUUCUCAUGGUCAUUGUAUACAUUUCACCCAAUCAAAAAAUUAACGAUAUCAUUGCAUUUCACAGCGGCGAUUACUUCCUAUAG
Molecule: messenger RNA, 291 nt
Organism: Macrosiphum euphorbiae (potato aphid)
Lineage: Eukaryota; Metazoa; Arthropoda; Insecta; Hemiptera; Aphididae
Source: the annotation of a GenBank genome assembly